GUACUUGUCAAGCCUAAAUUGUAGGGAAAAUUAUUCAAGUUUUUCCUUUUCGUAUUUUGAGGUGCGGAGAUGACGGAUCUCCAACAGAGAAACGGCACUAACGAGAAUCAGCGUCGCAAGAUGGCCGGAGCAACACUUUUCGAGCGUGCCCAGGCACUGUCCAGCGUGAAUCGCGAGGAGCAGGACAGCUCGCUGUUAAACAAGAUUGUCCGUGACCAGGAGGGCGCCGAGAACGAUGAGGAGCGCAUCCGGAUCAAGGAGCAGGGUAUUCUGCAGCAGGGCGAGCUUUACAAGCAAGAAGGCAAGGCCAAAGAGCUGGCCGAUCUCAUCAAGGUGACGCGUCCGUUCCUCAGCUCGAUCAGCAAGGCCAAGGCGGCGAAGCUCGUUCGUUCGCUGGUGGACAUGUUCUUGGACAUGGACGCAGGCACAGGCAUUGAGGUUCAACUGUGUAAAGACUGCAUCGAGUGGGCCAAGCAGGAAAAGCGCACCUUCCUUCGUCAGUCGCUGGAGGCCCGUCUGAUUGCCUUAUAUUUCGAUACUGCUCUGUAUACGGAGGCCCUGGCUCUCGGUGCUCAACUGCUGCGUGAGCUGAAGAAACUGGACGAUAAGAAUCUGCUGGUUGAGGUCCAGCUGCUGGAAAGCAAAACCUACCACGCCCUGAGCAACUUGCCCAAGGCCAGAGCCGCCCUCACCUCGGCCCGCACAACGGCCAAUGCCAUCUACUGCCCGCCAAAGGUGCAGGGUGCUCUGGAUCUGCAGUCGGGCAUUUUGCAUGCUGCUGACGAGCGUGACUUCAAAACCGCCUUUUCCUACUUCUAUGAGGCCUUCGAGGGAUUUGACAGCGUGGACAGUGUGAAGGCCCUGACCUCGCUGAAAUACAUGUUGCUGUGCAAGAUCAUGUUGGGACAGUCGGACGACGUCAACCAGAUCGUUAGUGGAAAGCUGGCCAUCACCUACUCGGGCCGCGAUGUGGAUGCAAUGAAAUCGGUGGCAGAGGCUUCACACAAACGUUCCCUGGCCGAUUUUCAAGCUGCGCUCAAGGAGUACAAAAAGGAGCUGGCCGAGGAUGUGAUUGUUCAGGCGCAUUUGGGAACGUUAUACGACACCAUGCUGGAGCAAAACUUGUGCCGCAUCAUCGAACCCUACUCCCGUGUGCAGGUCGCCCAUGUGGCCGAGAGCAUCCAGCUGCCCAUGCCGCAGGUGGAAAAGAAGCUUUCCCAAAUGAUCCUGGACAAGAAGUUCAGCGGCAUUCUAGAUCAGGGUGAAGGAGUGCUCAUUGUUUUCGAGGAGACGCCCGUGGAUAAGACCUAUGAACGUGUACUGGAAACCAUUCAAAGCAUGGGCAAGGUGGUGGAUACACUCUACCAGAAGGCCAAGAAGUUGUCGUAAGCGAAGCGCAGGAAGCACUAUUCAAUUUACACAUGAUAUCAGCAUACUUAGCAGACUUUUCAUAGUUUCCUUUUGUAUUUUCCAAUAACUCCCAAGCCUUGUCCAUGCCAAACAAGUUUUAUGUUUCUGCGAAAACAAAAUUAAACCGAUAUUGGUAAAUAUAGCAACAGGAGCAACUACAACAACAACAACAAAAAAAUGUAACAAAAUCCAUUAAAUUAACAUAAGCAAAAUUAUUAAUCAUUGAGUGGGAUCGAAUUGUUUACGCAAGUGCGGUAUAAUAAGCAUAAUAUUCAAUUAACUACAAAAUAAAAUAAAAAAAAAGAAACAGAAAACCGUAAACAAAA
Messenger RNA from Drosophila ficusphila, 1736 nucleotides. RefSeq names its product 26S proteasome non-ATPase regulatory subunit 11 (gene Rpn6). The coding region runs from base 70 to 1389 and encodes 439 amino acids. NCBI's taxonomy places the organism in Eukaryota, Metazoa, Arthropoda, Insecta, Diptera, Drosophilidae. The transcript is spliced from 5 exons. Gene Ontology annotation, biological process: ubiquitin-dependent protein catabolic process. The record is from RefSeq and is a predicted model, not a curated record. Gene Ontology annotation, cellular component: proteasome regulatory particle, lid subcomplex. Gene Ontology annotation, molecular function: structural molecule activity.